AUGGACUACGAGAAAGGCAAAGCGUUCGAAGCUGCUAGUUACGCUCCUCCUGAGUACCUCGAUAAUCACCAAGACGUGCCGGCAUCUGAGACUCCCAUGUUCAAUCACAUGACAACAAACACCAGAACACUGGUAGCCGCGACUGCUAGGUUUCCUCCAACAUUCAAUUGCUAUGCUCAGUGGAAAUGGAAGCAAGUUUAUUCUCUUGGCCCGUCCUCGGACGAGAAGAUGUUUACUAUCUCCUUCGACAAUAAGCUCUUCUCCAAAAAGCAAUCUCUUUUCCUCCACAGCGGCCCGAGCAAUAAAGCACCUAUCAUUGCCACAGCGAGCAGAAAAGCCCUGGGAUGGCAUGAUCGGGCUACAGUUACCCUGCAUAGGGAGAAUGGAGAUGAACAAGAAAUUUCAUUCGAGAGGCCAGAGGACGCGAGUUGGACAAAGAGUGAAGUGCGUGCUUUUCGCAUCGAAUUGCGUAAAGGAGUAGUGGAAGAAUUUCAAUGGAGGACUUCACAUGGAGACGAGAUCAAGGAACUCGCCGGACACUCUUAUGGAUGGAAGUUGGUACGCAUGGCAAACCCGCAGCGUGGUCAGCAGUCUUUUGGUUACACGAGCGAUGGCCAGGAGGUUGUUGCCGUCCUGGCUCACAACAUGUCAUGGAGCGUGACCAAGGGAUACAACUUUGGCUUCUUGGGCACCGGCCUGACGGGAACUUUAGGCGAGGAAUGGGAGACAGCUGCUGUAAUCUCUGGGUUUUGGCUGUGGCAUCUUUCAGUCACCAGAGCCAUCGCCAAUUCUUCAUCUGCUUCUGCCGCAGCCGGGGCUGCGGCAGCUGCAAGUUAA
This is a messenger RNA of Colletotrichum spaethianum, 837 nucleotides long. RefSeq lists its product as uncharacterized. Lineage: Eukaryota; Fungi; Ascomycota; Sordariomycetes; Glomerellales; Glomerellaceae. The record is from RefSeq and is a predicted model, not a curated record. The coding region runs from base 1 to 837 and encodes 278 amino acids. The transcript has a single exon.